This is a messenger RNA of Mangifera indica (mango), 1465 nucleotides long. Its product is annotated as zinc finger-containing ubiquitin peptidase 1. NCBI's taxonomy places the organism in Eukaryota, Viridiplantae, Streptophyta, Magnoliopsida, Sapindales, Anacardiaceae. The coding region runs from base 72 to 1226 and encodes 384 amino acids. The transcript is spliced from 5 exons. The record is from RefSeq and is a predicted model, not a curated record.
ACCGCUUAUAAACCAUCACACAGCCAGUUAAUUCAAAUUCCCAGAGGCGCUAAAGAUCGUUCUCCCAUCCCAUGGAUUCUUCUGCUUCCUGCCCCUUCUGUCAUCUCACACUUCCACUUACACAGCUCCAGAGACACGCCAAUUCCCACCUUGAUGAUGAGGACGAUAACAAAAUUAACCCUAAUUUGGCUUCAAAGAUUUCAUUCUUAGUUGGUUCUCAAAUUAAGAGCGAUUUUCACAAAAUAAAUUAUGGUUUAGUCUUGUUGUUGCGAAAAUGUUUAGAACAGGAACGUGAUAGCUCGACAACCACUUAUCUAUCGAGUUAUGUGGAUCAUUUUCAGAGCGUUGUCUCUGAAGAUUUGGGAUGGGGUUGUGGAUGGCGAAACAUCCAAAUGCUUUCUUCAUUUGUUAUUUCUGAAAGGUCGGAUGCUAAGGAUGUUUUAUUUGGUGGUUCUGGUUUUGUACCCGAUUUACCGUCCCUUCAGCGGUGGCUUGAGAUUGCUUGGGAGAGGGGUUUUGAUGUAGUGGGGUCGGCCCAUUUUAAUCAAAGUAUUUAUGGUUCUAGAAGUUGGAUUGGAGCCACUGAAUGUGCUGCCCUUUUUCGUUCGUUUGGAUUGCGUGCUAGGGUUGUGGAUUUUAGUGAUAAGGAUUUCGAAAAUCUUUAUCUCUCAGUUCCUAAUACGGUGAAGAGAAAUGAUGUGACGGGUAAGAGGAAAGCGCUGCAAGUACUUGGACCAAUGGAUAGGUAUUUGGUUAGAAAGAAUUGUGAUGCAAAUGUUGGUGGUGAAAUCUGUAGAGACUUGGGUAGUGGCAAUGAUGUGGAAAUGGCAAAGAGUGACCGGCAUCAAAUUCUCAUGGAUUGGGUGCGGAAUUAUUUUUCAGAUGAAACUUCAAUGAUAUAUGGUCAUCGUCAUGUGAUCAUUACUAAGAAAUCGCCCUUGUACUUCCAGCAUGAUGGACAUUCACGAACCAUUAUAGGGAUUCAAGUUAAAAACCUAAAGAAGGGUAUCCAGCAAUACAAUCUGUUAAUUUUAGACCCUGCUCAUGAAACAGCUGCACUAGAAAGAUCUCUCAAGGAAAAUAAAGGAUGGAAGAAGCUUUUAAAAAGAGGGGUUCACACACUGAAGAAGCCACAGUACCAGUUAUGCUAUGUUGAUACUGGAAUUGCCACUGGGAAGGAGUUGGAGCAGCUGAAGACAAUAGAUAGCACGUUGAUUACAUUCUGAGGAAUAUCUAGAACUUUUUUCCAUUUAGGUAUUGCUCGUUUAUUUUCACAAGUUGUUUAGUUUUAACAUGUCGUUAAGCUAUGCUUAUUUCUCUGUCUCUGUUUUUUUAUUUUUUAGUGGCAAACAGGAGUGAGUCCUACUUAACACCUAACACAAUAGUGUAUGGCUUGGUUGUAACUAACAAAUCCUUGUGAAGUUUUGGAAUUUAUCUCUAUGAUAGAAAAUAUGAUCUUGUACAA